Molecule: messenger RNA, 2114 nt
Organism: Oreochromis niloticus (Nile tilapia)
Lineage: Eukaryota; Metazoa; Chordata; Actinopteri; Cichliformes; Cichlidae
Product: mucin-1-like
Exons: 3
Coding region: 32-943 (303 amino acids)
Source: RefSeq, a predicted model, not a curated record
CCGCAUAUCCCAGUCCGACAGCCUACGGGCUAUGUCUGUGGGACUGAGCACAGUGGAAGCAAUGGUGAAAACCAGCCCCCGGCUUCAGCAGUUUGCUUCGGAUGCCAAUCUGGGCAGCACCAUCGCUGCAUGGAGGGAGCAGGUCAGGGCACGUGAGCUUGCUCUCUCUCUCACCACGCCAAUGCAGCAGCAGUCUGAGCUCGCCGUAAAGCAGCUUCCGCAGCGGUCACCACAGCGGGACCGAGUUUCCGCACCGCUGCCACGGACUUCCUCUCCCUCCCCACGCCAGCGGGGAUCUCGUUCACCUGUCCAUUCGCCUGCCUUUUUCCUGGCGGCUAUGUGGUCGGAGGAUGAGGAGGAGGUCUCCAUUUCUCUACCGGUUCCUGUUCCCUCGUCCCGAAGGAAACGGUGCCCUCGCCACCGCCGCUCCUCUCCUCUGUCACCUGUUCUGCCACCUGUUCCCGCUGGGGGUUCUGGAGAACCGCACCAGACUUCUGUUCCCGCUGGGGGUUCUGGAGAACCGCACCAGCCACCUGCCUCCGCUGGAGGGUCCGAGGGGCCCGUCCAGCAACAACCAUCUGCGGCUCCCACGCCGUCACCUGCGGCGCCGUCACCUGCGGCGCCGCCGUCUUCGGCUCCCACGCCGUCGCCUGCGGCGCCGCCGUCCUCACCUGGUCUGGCCUCCGAGCCUUCGUCCUCGCCUGGUCCGGCCUCCGAGCCUUCGUCCUCGCCUGUAGCCGCCUUUGCUUCUGUCUCCGGCCUCGCCCGGUCCGGCCUCCGCUUCGCCUCGUCCUGCGGCUGUCACGCUGCCGUCUGGACCACAUCCUGCGCCUCGACAUUGCCGGCCUCCUUCCAGGCCUCUGAUUGUCCGGCCUGCUCGUCCUGUCCGGCCACUUUCCAGGCUGAUGACUGGACGUCAUUGCCGUCAUGGACGGCCCCCUGAACUACGUCACCGCAGGUGCCUCCUGCCCGGCCGGCCCCCUGAACUGUUUUCUGGGCUCUUGGGUCGUCGGCCUCUGGACCUCCUUCGCCUGGGUCGCCGCCGCUGCCCUCUGCGUGGCCGGCCUCCGGACCUUCUUCGCUUGCCUCGCCGCCGUUGCUUUUUGCACGGCCGGCCUCCUGACCUGCCCAGGUUUGGACUUUGGUGCCAUCAGCCUCCGGGUCGGCCCCCUGAACUUUUUUGGGGGGGGAACUGUCGUGUGCCUGGUUUUGUUUGGUUGUUUUCUGGGCUCCAGUGUUUUCUGUUUUUGGUCUCUGGGUUGUGUUUGGUUUGACUGUGUCUUUAUUUUGAAUCCUAAAUGUAACAGUUUUUCUGUAUAAAUGUAAGUUUCAGUUACUUAUAAGAGAGAAAACCUUAGUUUAAAUGAAGGAUUUACAGGGAAAAUGACAGGGACCAAAGAUUUUUGACUACAGACUGAAAUGAGAGAUCUUAUUAAUGUGAUACAACAUGACACAAAGUCUGUCUUUAAAAGAUGUGUUUGACAUUAAGAGAAGUGUCCUGAUCGAUGGACGAGAUUUGGAAGCAGCUGUUACUUUAAAUCCACUGAGUGGAAAACUUGGUCUGAGAGCAGGAGAGACUGUCGGGAUAAAGGAGCUGAUCUGGUGAUGAUAAACAGCAAAGAGGAACAGGAAUUUAUCAGGAACAUGAGAGGAGAGUCGUGGAUUGGUCUGUAUUCUAAACAGACAUCAGGAAGAUAUAAAUGGGAAUGGGUGGACGAAUCAGCGCUGACAGAAAUGUUCUGGGCACCAGGAUAUGAGACUCCCCGGUAUUGGUACCGUGGAGUCUGCUGUGACAGUGAUGGGAAAUGGACACAGUCAUAUUAUGAUGAUGAGAAGACCUUCAUCUGUGAGAAAUGAGUUUGGUGCGUUGAUGUAAAUGUUUGCAUAAUCCAACCAAAGACACCUCACUAUGAAAUGUCCUGCAUGAGCCUCAGACUCAGCUCACAGUUGUUACUUGUUCAUUCUGCAUCAUAUAUUGAUUACAUAUAUUGUCCCUCUGUGCUCUGUGCUGUACAGUAAGGUUGGAAGUCAUCCACACAAAAACUUGAAGUACUUCAUUACUCUGUAGUUCCAGCAAAUUGUUCUAAUAAAAGUCAAAGUGCAGCUUGUCUUUA